AAACAACUGGCAUUUGCGAGAUGGUGCACAUUUUGCAUAUAUUUGGAGCAUUCCUUCUAACAGCUGGAGUCAACAAUGGCGCCAAUGAACACGCCUUUGAGGUCCUGCAGACCGGUAACGUCGAGUACGCAGGGGAGAGUUUCUUUGCCAUUGAAGCAACACUUAGCUCGCUACAGUCGGCCAGCGAAAACUGGUGCAGGGACUACCAACAUCUCUGCGCUUCUUACGGGCUCAGACCCACUGGAUGUGGCGAGAAAAGUAUCGAGAAUGGUGGGGAUUAUGACGUGUGUAGAACAGAGUAUAACUCGGACCCGUACAUAAACAAUGUCUUCAGCUGUCCUCCCAACGUCAGGAUGGCUGAGGCCGCCAGCACGGCGUUCUCGGUUAUCGCCUCAAGUGAGCGGACCUUCGGCUUUUACCGGUGCAGGAGUGACACCUGUGAGAAAGACAUCUCCUUGAGUCAAGAGAGCCUUCGCAAAAUCUCUGGCGCCUUGAACGACAGGCAUGUUUUCACGCUGUGCAGUGGUACCUACAGUGGUGCUACAACAAUCCCCACCACAACAGCCAGUACACCUUGGACAGUCGCUGUAGCUGAACGCCGUGCCACCACAAGUACCAACACAACGGUGCAACACAACAAUAACAUCAGUACAGUCACACCAAACCCUACUGACAUCAACACAACGGUGCAACACAGCAGUAACAUCAGCACAGUUACACCAAACCCUACUGACAUCAACACAACGGUGAAACAGAACAGUGACGUCAGCACAGUUACAACAACCUCGGCUGGCAUCAGCACAACGGUACAACACAACAGUAGCGUCAGCACGGUUACAACAACCUGGUCUACAGCUACAACUCCUUUGGGAAGUUCCAACACAUCUUCCGUAACCACUGGGACCUUCGACGUAACGACGACCAAAGCCAUAGCAAGUACAAUCACAAUAGAGGGCCUGUAUAAUUUGGUGAUGGAGGAAGUUGGUCUGGACUUCCUGACGUUUACUUGGAACGUGACGGCGAACUUCACGGUGCACAGUUACCGGGUGCGCUACAGCGUGCUGGGCGGUUCGUACAAGGACCUGGCCCCGCCCCCGGCCGCACACGAGACCCGGGCCUCCUUACGGGGACUCAUGCCUGCCACGCCUUACCAGAUCAGAGUGACGUCAUAUGGUGAAGACGGAGGUCUUACUUCUGAAGUCAGCACAAUUCAGGCUACAGACAACAUCGUGGUGCACGUAUCAUGUGACCAGUCACACAUGGAGGUGUCCUUCCCCCUUGCCGCCCUUCCCGGGGUGGAUGUGGCGGGAAUGCAUCUCAUUAACGCCAGUUGCCUGGCAACCCGCAACGACACGCACGCCACCUUGCGGACAGGUCUGCAGGACUGCGGAACGAUUCAAGAGGUGUACGGGCACGACAAGUUCACGUUCACCAACACGGCUAUCGCUGACCCAAUCGUGGACGUGAACGGCGUGGUGCGAGGCCAGCCGUUCAGCCGAUCCUUCACGUGUACUCUCGUAAGCGUGUUCGACGUGACGUUCACAGACGGCGAGAUUCUGUACGUGGUCCCGGAUUCUAUUGAGAUUAUCCAGCCUGAAACUAGAUUCUUGGAGACAGUGGAUGGCCUGGCAGUCUACCCGCCUUUGUACGCAAACAACCUUCUUAAUUCUGUACCCAUCAAGUUUGCGAUCGAUGUGGAGGACGCCAACAGCACGUUUGUGUUUGACAUGCAUCUGUACACGUCACAAGACUUUGUGCACAGCUAUGAGCCCCUGGAUUACCCCUUACAGGUUCUGCCGUCUGAUCGGCUGUACUUCGGACUGUCCUCCCGGACCGCGUUGUCAAACAUGGAGCUGUUCGCACUGGACUGUCUGGCAACACCAACCGUAGACAUGAGCGCCGAGCCCAAGGUUUAUAUCAUUCGAAACGGUUGCAAAAUCGACCCGACGCUGAAAAUUCACAGUGAUCCGAGUGACCCGAUGACCUUGCAGUUCUCUAUCAUGUCCUUCACUUUCCCGAACUCCACCGACAACGUGGUGUACCUGCAUUGUAGCAUGAUGCUCUGCAUGAUCGACGACAGGAAUUCUCGUUGUGCGCAAGGAUGUAUACAAGAACAACCUGACCAGCGGCGCAGGCGCAGAGGAGCCUCCUGGCAGAACCCGGAUGUUGGCACGUGUGAGAGUUGUCAUCAGCAUCAGACGGCGUCCAUCAGCCAAGGACCACUCAUACUUCUCCCAGGAUACACCGCGAAAGAAAGGACCGCUCUCGCCAUGCCUAUCUCCCUGGGUGUUGUGGCUGGAAUCGCAGCCGUUCUACUGGUGGCGGUUGUAGCGCUGACAGUCCAGUACCGCCGUGCCCUCGCUGCACGAUAG
Molecule: messenger RNA, 2372 nt
Organism: Branchiostoma belcheri (Belcher's lancelet)
Lineage: Eukaryota; Metazoa; Chordata; Leptocardii; Amphioxiformes; Branchiostomatidae
Exons: 13
Coding region: 21-2372 (783 amino acids)
Molecular function (GO): protein binding
Source: RefSeq, a predicted model, not a curated record